This is a messenger RNA of Impatiens glandulifera, 1541 nucleotides long. RefSeq names its product calmodulin-binding receptor-like cytoplasmic kinase 3. The coding region runs from base 179 to 1540 and encodes 453 amino acids. Gene Ontology annotation, molecular function: protein kinase activity; ATP binding. The transcript has 8 exons. Gene Ontology annotation, biological process: protein phosphorylation. The record is from RefSeq and is a predicted model, not a curated record. Lineage: Eukaryota; Viridiplantae; Streptophyta; Magnoliopsida; Ericales; Balsaminaceae.
UCCACGAUUUUCUCGUUAAUUUCACACUUUGUGAAGUAUUGAUUCAGUUUCAGUCGAAUUCUUGUUCUUCGAGCUAGUUUCUGAGUUGUUCUAUCUUGAAAAUCCGAAAAUUUAGGAAUUUCAUGUUUCAGGAUUGGAUUUAUUUGAAUUUGUACUUAGCUUCCGAAGACAUGCAAUAAUGGUGAAAGAAGUUUGUUUCUGCAUUUUGUUGUUGGCGCUACUGCCAGCAAUCCUUGCCCACGGUUCUAAACAAUCAACGACGACUUAUCGCAUUAGUCGGUUUGCCUGUUCAAACUUGAAAUGUUAUUAUCAUUUGAUCGAUAAAGAUAGGUCUAAUCGGAAACUUUUGGGAGAUGUCAGCAGUAAAGAUGAUCAUAAGUCAUCAUCGUCUUCUCCAAGGAACUUGACAAUGGCAGCAUCUGGAGUUUUGAUUCUCUGCUGUGGUUUUCUAUGUCCAUGUUUCUGGAGAAGACGGAGAGAAAUGGAACACCAUGUUUUAUCAAAGAGUCAUUCAAUUGGUUCAUCAUCUUCCUUGGUGGAACUGAAUAAUUACCAUGAAAAGUUUCCUGGCAGUCCUAUGCGAAGUCCUCCGAGGUUUUCAAUGUCGCCGAAGCUGAAUAGUGUAACUUCAGUUCAUCUGAAUUUGAGUCAGAUUGCUAAAGCAACACAGAAUUUCUCAUCAUCAAUGAAGAUAGGAGAAGGUGGUUUUGGAAAUGUGUAUAAAGCAUUGUUGACAAAUGGCCAGAUUGUUGCAGUAAAACAAGCCAAACAAGAAGUUUUUGAUGCCUUAAAGACUGAAUUCACCAGUGAAAUUGAACUUUUGGCGAAAGUUGAACACAGAAAUCUAGUGAAGUUGCUGGGUUAUGUAAAUCAAGGAAGAGAACAUCUUAUCAUUAUGGAGUAUGUGCCUAAUGGAAAUCUUAGAGAACAUUUAGAUGGUCUGCGGGGCAAAAGUUUGGACUUUAAUCAACGGCUGCAGAUCGCAAUUGAUGUUGCUCAUGCAUUGAUUUUUCUCCAUCUAUAUUCAGAAAGACAAAUUAUUCAUCGGGACGUGAAGUCAUCAAACAUCCUCUUAACAGAUAGCAAGAUGGCUAAGGUGGCAGAUUUCGGGUUCGCUAGACUUGGUGCAAACCCUGAUUCCAACACAACGCACAUCGUGACUCAAGUUAGAGGAACAAUGGGUUAUCUCGAUCCCGAAUACAUGAGGACCCACAAACUUACCCCGAAAAGUGAUGUCUUUUCUUUCGGUAUCUUACUUGUGGAAAUCUUGACUGGACGAAGACCCAUUGAACCGAAGAAACCUGAUGAUGAGAUUAUAACCGUUAGAUGGGCAUUUAAUAAUUGCAAUGAAGGGAAAGUAAUGCAGUUAGUAGAUCCUUUGAUGAAAGAAACAAUUGAAGAAGAUGUUCUUGAGAGAUUGUUUGGUUUGGCGUUUGAAUGUGCAGCUCCAACUAGGUCUGAUAGACCGGAUAUGGAAGUUGUUGGGGAACGGUUGUGGGGAAUAAGGAUGGAUUAUCUAAGGAAAGGAGGAAAGGGGUAAA